CGCGUUUCUAUCUUUAUAUAAAAAAAAAAACAAAUGGCUUCUUAUUAUCACAUACCAAAGCAAAAAAGAGCAUUUGAGUCUACAAAGGCACUCAAGACAUAUUUUAAAAGUCAAGGCAUAAGUGAAGAUAACGAUCCUAUACCCAGCAUGGCACAGAUUGUCGAUUACUGUGAACGACAUCCACGCUUACUAAGAAUUCGUGAUUCUGUCCUGAAAAACUUACAUGAUCCCAAUGCUCCUCAUCAUGUUGUACAUAAUUAUUAUGUAGAAAGUGCACUUGACUAUCUAGAAGGAUCUCUUUUUGUGCUAUUUGAACAUUGGGAAACAGACUAUAAGAAAAAAAGACAUGAUACACCACAAAUGGUUGCCUUGUUCUCUGCUUUGGUCAAAGAUAUCUAUAAAUGUCAUACAGAUACACUUGUUGCUUUAAAUAUGCCUUUUCCAGAAGGAAGUGCAUUAACUGCUGUGGAGUUAAAAAGGAGAGUGAUACAAGCCAAUCUUGCAUUGAUCCAUGAAAAAAUUUCGUAUUCCUUUCAUGAUAUCAAAGAUACAUUUUAUACACAAGCCAUUCAGCAGAUUGAGACUUGGUUUUGGAUUAAUCAUCAUAUCAACGACAACACCUCAUUUGCACCGCUUUUCUCUCGUCAUAUCGCUAAAUAUCAAGAUGAAGAAUUGGAACGUCAAGUACAGCUUAUUUUGGACACAGAACCUUCAAAGCUCUAUGAUGUCUUUAAUUUGCCUGUUGAUAUUUUGAACGAAGCCAGUCAGAGAUCCAAUUCAAUCCAGGAUAUCAAAGUUAACCAAUGGUUUAUUAAAAAUGAAGCAAAUCAAGAGUAUCAACUAGAAAAAUUGGAUGAGAAUAUCAAAGAGUUUGCUCUUAUUUGUGAUACGCUGAACAAUUUAAAACUAACACCCAAUUGGAUACACUUGUUGAAACCAAAGAUCAGGGAUCGAUUGGUCCAUUCAAAAUGGAAGGAUGAUUGGCAGGUAUCUAUGGUAGACAUUCAGUUGAAAUGGCUUCAUACGCUUGUUUUGCCAUGGCUUUCUCAUAUUAUACCUCAUACAGACAAUAUAGACAAAAACUGGUAUAGUUUUAUACGCGAAAAGAUCAAGGCUGAACAUGUACUAUAUGAAAUGAUUUAUGAGUUUAGAGUACCAGCUAUUUUUGAUAUCAUAAGGGAAUAUCCCUCUACUCAUAAUGUCAUACAGGACUUUCAUAUUGUAGCUACAAAAAGAGGACUACUGAAUGACCUAAAAGAUAGGCUAAUGGAAGAGUUACUCAACAGACUCUUACAUCAAGGUGCAUCUGCUGUAGAUAUUCUGCAGCAAUAUAUUGCAUGCAUUCAAUGCUUAACUAUCAUUGAUCCUUCUUGUAGCAUCAUGGUGCCUGUGAUUGAUUUGAUAGGAGACUAUACAAAGACAUAUCGAAAUGACAUUGUACAAGGUGUUGUAGAGCUGAUUAGAGAUGCUGAAGAACAUGAAAUUCUAGCUCGAAGGGAUGAAGACAUUUUCAGUUUUAAACAGUCCGAAUUAAAUGACGAGCAAGAGCCUAUAGAUACAGUUGUCAUUAAAGAAGACAAGACAGCUAUGUUGAGAAGAUUACAGAGAAAGUCUAAAGAUCCUGUUGCUAUGCUGAUCAGUAUGUGCAAGUCUUUAAAAGAUUUUAUCAGGGAAUACAGCGAUAAACUAGGCCAAAUCUUAUUGACAAGCAAAGGUUACGACACAGAUGAAGAAGUGCGUAAACUAGAGAUGCUGAAACAAAACUUUCCUCCAGAGGCAUUUCUUCGAUGUGAUAUUAUGCUAAGAGACAUGGAUGAUAGUCGUCGAUUAGACAAGUCUGUUCAUGAAAAGCCUGGUGUUGCAUCCUCAUUUCAUGCGAUUAUCAUGUCUCGUAAAUAUUGGCCUGGUGGCGACGAAGAGGAUAAAGAGAAUGAUCAACAAGAAUCAGAUAUUCCUGUAUGGCCAGAACAUAAAGAAUCCAUAGAGUCUUACAAUACGGAGUAUCAAAAAGUCAAGGCAUCAAGAAAACUAAAGUUUUUACCUCACAAAGGUUCUGUUACUUUAGAUUUGACUUUUGCUUCAAGAACACUAACAGUAGAUGUUAGUCCAGAAGCAGCUUUGAUCAUCAGGUUGUUUGAGGCUAAAAGCGAUGCAUUCACAAGAGAACAAAUUGCUGAUAGAAUUGGCAUAGAAAAGAAAAAAGCAGUGGAUGCACUUGAAUUUUGGAUCAACCAAGAAGUGCUUCGUUUAUCAGGAAAUGGCUAUUAUACCCUUAUUGAAGAAUAGUACGAAAGAUCAUGAAGACGUAGAAAUGACUUUUAGCUGGGUUUAAAUGUGCUUUUUUAUUUUUUAUAAAUAUAUAUUUUUUUUUCAUGUUCUUACAA
Messenger RNA from Gilbertella persicaria, 2384 nucleotides. RefSeq lists its product as uncharacterized. Gene Ontology annotation, molecular function: ubiquitin protein ligase binding. The coding region runs from base 34 to 2286 and encodes 750 amino acids. The record is from RefSeq and is a predicted model, not a curated record. The transcript is spliced from 12 exons. Gene Ontology annotation, biological process: ubiquitin-dependent protein catabolic process. Lineage: Eukaryota; Fungi; Mucoromycota; Mucoromycetes; Mucorales; Choanephoraceae. Gene Ontology annotation, cellular component: anaphase-promoting complex.